Molecule: messenger RNA, 1331 nt
Organism: Trematosphaeria pertusa
Lineage: Eukaryota; Fungi; Ascomycota; Dothideomycetes; Pleosporales; Trematosphaeriaceae
Exons: 3
Coding region: 289-1113 (274 amino acids)
Biological process (GO): reciprocal meiotic recombination
Cellular component (GO): synaptonemal complex
Molecular function (GO): ubiquitin protein ligase activity
Source: RefSeq, a predicted model, not a curated record
ACAACCUCAAAUGCCGUUCGCAACUCCACGAGCGAGCUGUGGUGACGACUUGCAGGUGACUCGCCCUCGCUAAGCUUCGUUCUUCGAACGCUGACUCGAUUGGCAAGUCACGUCUUCUGCAGCCAAUGUGCCGACACUUCCGGACUCUCCAGAUCUUCCGAUGCGAACAGACAGUGUCCUGCUUGCGGGACGCAGCUCAUCAACCCUGACGAUGUCGUGGUCGCUGGGCUUAAUCCGUCCGAGGAUUACAAAACUAGUGUGCUCAGUGGACUCAGUCCCACGAUCAUCAUGGAGUGUGCCAGCAGAGGACUGGCGUUCUAUUCAUACCAAGCAUCGCAGGAGAUCAUUUACCAAGAGCAUCUUGCGAAGUCGUUGACCGAGAAGUACUCGAACCUGAGCCAGCAGAUGGACCAGCUCAUCAACGACGCCAACUCACAGAUUAAGGUACUGCAGGACAAAUUGCAAGCGAUGCAAGCUGAACAGGCCUCACUCGAGCAGAAGAACCACGAGCUGGUUGAUGCCUUCCGCGAAAAGAGCAAGGCCCAACAGCAACUUCAGAAGCUUUACCAAUCGCUCAAGGCCCAAGUCAUGGCUACCCACGUUGCGAAUGCCGCCGGCGACGAAGCAGACUUCACACUCCACACCGCUCGCGGCGACCGAUUCGUAGACCGGCUUCCUGGUACACGAACCGGCACUGCAAACCUCAGCCAGCUCAGUGCGAGUCAACAUCAUGGUGGAAGGGGAAGGCAUCACAACCGAGAUGGCAGUGGCAGCUCGGGUAGCAGCGGACAGCAGAGAGGUGGCGUUGGGCUGGGUUUCCAGUGGAACACUCAAUUGAAAGGGCGUGGUCCAGGCGGCCAACUACACACCGGUCAAUCAGCUCCCCUCGGUACUCCGUCCCAAAGCCAAGCUCACCGCAGCCGACUGCCCGUCCUAGGUGGUCGUCAGAACGCCUUUUUGAACCCCGAUGCUGGGCAUUACCAGCCUUCACCGGUGACGAGACAACCUUUGGGAGGUGGUGCAGGUCCGCGCAAUUUGGGCAGCUUCGCCUUUGGGGGUAAGGCAUCAAAGAGAGGUGGUGGAAGUGCAAAUAUUGGAACUUUGGGCAGAUGAACCAGUGAAAGUUAUCUGAUCGGUGAAAACGGAGGACGUAGACCGUAGUAGAUGCAUGAGUCCCGUGUAUUGGUCGUGUAAGACUGAAGGGGGGUACGAGAGGUCAUCCGUCCUUUUUUGGAGACGUACUGAAGGUCGUGUAACCUUUAUGGCGCUGCGGAACCGCACAUCGUACACCAUGUGAUACACAUAGUCCGUCAGCGUCGAUGAAAGCUUAU